This is a messenger RNA of Hyla sarda, 3641 nucleotides long. RefSeq names its product ring finger protein 128 (gene RNF128). NCBI's taxonomy places the organism in Eukaryota, Metazoa, Chordata, Amphibia, Anura, Hylidae. The record is from RefSeq and is a predicted model, not a curated record. Bases 344 to 1567 code for a protein of 407 amino acids. The transcript is spliced from 7 exons.
UUCCAUUCCAUUACUAAGAUAACCCCUUACAGCCCAGUGCAGAUCUUCAGUAUAAGUAAGGACAAUCAAUGUGACUGGUCAGAGUUCCCAUUACUUCACGUAAAGAUCUUGUGUCAUUAGGAAUAAUCACAGCUUUAUAACAACAUGAACAGAAACUAUUAUUCUGAAAAGCUUUGCGGCAGCAAGGGUUAAGUAGUAGUCCAGCCUCUAUGGGUGGAUCUGUACGGCACCUGGAAGCAGGUAAAGCAGGUAGGGAGGGUUCAGGCAAACAAAACAGACAAGUCUUCCUGUGUCUAGGACAUACUUUCUAGUACAGCUGCAGCUGCCUGUCCUAGGUGAUAAGAUGAGAACCAAGGUUUCCUGGCAUUAUCUUCCCUAUAGUGUGUUACUGCUCUGUUUACUGGCUAUACAGGGUUCUACCGCUGACGUUCUAUGGACAGCCAAUGUGAACUUCACAUAUGUGAUAGAAAAUAGGACAUAUUGGGACGAGGCAGAGAUUGGGGUCUAUGGCCAUGACUCGCCAGUGGACAGGGCAUAUGGACUAGUCCUCCUGCCAAAGAGUAAGCAUAACCACUUACCAUCAUCUAGUCAAAUGUGCCCACCAUACCUGAACUUUAGUGUCCCGGAGAACUAUAAUGGUCCUUGGAUCGCUCUUAUACAGCGAGGAGGCUGUACGUUUAGCGAAAAAAUCAAAGCUGCGGGAGAGGCUGGAGCCAAAGCAGUGGUCAUAUACAACAAUGAAGGGAGCGACAAUGGGGUAUUUGAGAUGUCUCAUCCUGGCACAAAAGAAACCAUUGCCAUUAUGAUUGGAUAUAUUAAAGGGACUGAGAUUGUACAACUUGUACGUAACCGUAUCCAGGUAAACAUGGUGAUUGAGGUCGGCAAGAAGCAUGGAAACUGGAUGAACCAUUACUCUAUUUUCUUUGUCUCCAUAUCUUUCUUCGUGGUGACAGCCGCCACAGUAGGCUACUUCAUCUUCUACUCAGCUCGCCGGUGGAGACAUACAAGGGCUCAGAACCAGAAAAUGAAAAAGUUAAAAGAUGAAGCUAAAAAAGCAAUUGGUCAACUGCAGUUGCGCACCAUCAAGCAAGGAGAUAAGGUGCUUGGGCCAGAUGGGGAUAGCUGUGCUGUUUGUAUUGAAGCAUACAAAGCAAAUGAUGUUGUGCGCAUCUUAACAUGCAACCAUUUCUUCCACAAGAAUUGCAUUGAUCCCUGGCUACUGGAACACAGAACAUGUCCGAUGUGCAAGUGUGACAUUCUGAAAUCAUUAGGAAUUGCAGCUGAUGAGGAAGAAGCAGAUACCACUGUGGCAAUAUCUUCGGUAUCUAGUGAAGUUCAGCAGGCUACAAUGCAGAUAGAAGAAGAGACCCACAGUGAUAAUGCAUCCUCUGGAUAUGCUUCUGUCCGAGGCCUUGAAGAGAUUGCAGAAGACUCAGACAACGCCUAUGAGAAUGUGGAGCUUGUACACAGUGAUGCCUCAGCUACAGUCGUUGAAGUUCUUCCACAUAUGGACAAUCCAACAUUUGAGAGUGAAGAGGUCUCGCACAUUCAGAAUGUAAAGUCUUGAAAGGAUAAUACCGUCCAGUUUCCUAAAUAGUUUUAAUUGCAGAUUUUUCUAUUUUAAACAAGAAGCAUAGACUCUAGAAGGCAUCACCCUACAGAUGGAGAUGAAAGGCAUUUCACUAGGACCAAUGUUAAUUCCUAGCCGGAUUUUACAGCCUUGUAUACUACAAUUUUAAGUACUUUUACCUUGACAAAGUGCAUAUUUUAUUAUAGUCACAAAAUGUAAUUUUAUAGAACAAUUUUUAUGUGUAUUAAUCUAUUAAAUUAUCCAGUUUCAAUUUCUCAUGCACUAGAUACCUCACUAAAUCCCUAAUUCUGUAUUUACUAUAUCACUUUUGAUGUCACUUUAAUUCGGUAUACAGUGUUUGUCAACAAAUGGAAAAUGACAUAUCCCUCACAACGUCGCUCAUGUGAUAUGGCAGGCUUUGGUUGUCCAGCAGCUGGGGGGCACCCAACCUGCUCUGUUUAAUAAAGAUUGGUAAAGCACGGUGAGAGUUUAGGUGCAUCUACUGCAAGAAACCCAAAUUCUGCCGAUUUCUAUUUUACAGUAUUAGACUGUAUUUGUUUUGUUUUUCUUACAAAAUAUUAAGUUAGAUUUCUAAAAACUAACUAUGGCAUUGAAAACGCAGUGAAAAAAGUGCUGUAUGUGUACUUAUGUACCGUAUGUGUUGCAGAUUGAAAAAGUACAACAAAUGUCCACCAUGUUUUAACGUGGCCUUUACUGUUGUACUUGGUAAAACCUUUUGAAGUAGUAGUUACUAGGGUAGGUAAUAGUCAACUAAUCUUAUUCAGACUUCCAUAUGUUAAGGUUUUGUAUGUAAAAUUCAGUAAUACAAAAAGUAAUUCUCAUUUAAUUUUAAUCUUGCUUUAUGAUAAGACACAAUUAAAUAUUCCAUUGGCUUCUAAGAUAUUUGCAGGGAACACUGUACAUAUCUAUGGGGGGCACUGCCAUCUGGGUGCUCUGCCCAUGGACAAUAGGGGAUUGCAAGGAUAAGAUAUUCCUGUUAACCCCUAUUCUUAGGGUGUGUUGACACUAGCAUCAGACGCUCUGCUUAAAAUCUCCAUCAGUAGUUGUCCAAUGGGAUAUGCACAUCAGUGUACCAUGCUGUACCCUUCUUAAGGCCCAAAAUGAGAGACCCCACAACAGAACCUGGCAGACCACAUAAGUCAAUGGGAUGUGUUGGGUACUGUUGGUGUCCUUUAUUUGACUGGUCUAAUGCUGCCCCAAAGUUUUAUUUUACACAAGGCUUUCUAGAUGUUCAUUGUCAUUGAUACAUUACCAGUAGUACUAUUUGAAUUCUUUAUUAUCUACAACAGUUUACCAAUAAGUGUUGCUCCGGCUUUUGCAAAACUACAACUCCCAACAUGCUCAGACAGCCGAAGGCUGUCCGGGCAUGCUGGGAGUUGUAGUUUUGCAACAGCUGAAGGCACACUGGUUGGGAAAUACUGAUCUUCAAUCUUGCAUGAAUUUCUGUGACUGUCCCAUUGAUCUCAAUUAAAGAAAUCCAUGCACAUAUUGCAGAAACAAAAAUGACUAUACUGUAAGGCCAGGUUCACUAGGCCAAAAAUGGUGCGGAAUGUCCGCCUGCAAAACACAGGUGGACUUUCUACACAUUUUAAUGAUCCGGCGUGCCCUAGGACCGCUCGGAAAUGUGGCGUGCAAUGCAUUUCUGAGUGGAAUCCGCAGAAGGAAUAGACAAGUCUUUCUGCGGACAGCGACAUUAGGAUUUCCACAACAGAAACAUCUGCCACGGAAAUUCCAGCAUGUGCACAGUGCAGCUUAAUCCCAUUACAAUCAAAAGGACUCUGCUGCAGCCGAUUUUCCAUGUGGAAUACUCUUGUAGACAUUCCGCCAUGUGAACAGAGCCUAAGGAUACAUUCAAAAAUACUGGGUUUGUUGCAGAUUUGAUGCUGCGGAUGUGCUACUGAAGACUUUGUUCAAGAAUAUAGUUACACCCCUUUACACAGUGUCAAAUCUGCAGCAAACACUGUAUGUACCCUAAAGGGAAAUAUUUUAAGCAUAACUAGAAAGCCUUAAAGAGGUACUCCACUGGAAAACAUUUUGAUUUAAAUCAACU